AUGAAGAACAACCAUAGUGGAGAGAUAAAGGAGAGAUAUCGAGUGGCAAAGAGGUUAGCUAAAAGAGAAAUCGCUAAAGCAAAGAAUGGAGCAUAUAAAGACUGGUAUGAUCAGUUGAAAACUAAAGAUGAAAAGAAAAUAUACAGAAUAGCAAAGGCUAGAAGCAACGGCAGAAGAGACGUGGGAACCACAGUUCUCAUCAAAGAUAAAAAUGGAAAUAUUUUGAUGAAGGAUAAAGAGAUAAAGCAGAGAUGGAAAGAUUAUUUCACGGAUUUGUUAAAUAACGAAAACCGAUACCAAAGACUAGAGGGAGUAGGACCACUGGAAGGACCAAAACCUAACAUAGACAUAGCCGAAGUGAAAGCAGCUAUCAAGGGGAGUAAAAGUAACAAAGCAAGUGGAAGAUCAGAAGUGUGUUGA
Messenger RNA from Penaeus vannamei (Pacific white shrimp), 420 nucleotides. Lineage: Eukaryota; Metazoa; Arthropoda; Malacostraca; Decapoda; Penaeidae. The record is from RefSeq and is a predicted model, not a curated record.